This is a messenger RNA of Porites lobata, 6628 nucleotides long. The record is from the annotation of a GenBank genome assembly. NCBI's taxonomy places the organism in Eukaryota, Metazoa, Cnidaria, Anthozoa, Scleractinia, Poritidae.
UCGACACAAAAAAGAUUCAGCGCGAAACCGGCCAGCCGUUCAUCAAAGAAACUCGUCUUAAAAAUAACCACACAAUUCAUCUGGAAAGCUUCAAUAAUAGGUCAGUGAAAUGUUUUGUAAACACUUUUACUUCUUGGAUUAAUUCAAGUAAGCGUAGCAAUUCCUUUCUCUUACAUCCCCCGCUAGUUAAGGUUCGCCGGCCGGCAUUGAAUUGAUAUAGUUGAAGCCGUUUUAAACUUUCUUUCAGUUCACAAAUCACUAAGAAAAUGCUGUUGUUCCUUCGUGUAAUUCAUCAGUAAGGUAUCAGAGAUUUUAAAAAUUUAUCUCGGAUAACGCGUUACGUAAGAAUAAAGCUUAUCGAAGAAUGGUUUCCAAAUUAACAAACCUGCUUUCUUGUGAUAAAAGUCCUGAAUUUUUCAACCAAAUGCAGAAUUUUACCUGGCAAUAAAGCUAUCAGAUUACUGAGUGAUUUCGGAACGAAAUAUCGUCGAGCAUUUGGAAAAGAGACUGUUUACAACUAAGUCGACCGUUCUUCGAUAAGCCGGCUCGCUCUUUCAGCGAAGUUACUACCCAAAUUUGACGAGAAAAUGAAAUCUUUUAAGUUUACAAAUAACUUGCUUCAUUGGAGAAUCGACUGCUUUGGUUUAGAAGCCACCAUGAGCGCUAAAAGAGGAGUGAAAGGCCUGAAAAUUGCACUAGUUCAACCUCCAUUCAAUCAUUCAACUUCGCUAGUUGGCGACGAAAAGCAAGAGAAACAAUCUCCGGAUUGAUCAUUGCUUAUGUACUUUUUAUCACGUGACAAUCCGUGACGCGCGGUCGUACGAUUAUGACAUUACAAAGGUCAAUCGCAUGACGUGGACGUACGUGUUAACCGUGUGUAUACCUAUGCGCCAAUCCCAGGAGACCAAGCGUCUUUGAAAAUCACGGCGUUUGAUGGCUUGAUUUUUUUAUAUGUCCAAAAGCUGUUCAAAAUCAUGAUAGGAAAAGAGAAGAUAAAAAAUCCUUUUCAUGAUGUGUAAAUUAAGAUGCACAACAUUAUGUUGAGUGUUAAAAAACUGGAAGAUACUGUGCAAUGCAAAUGGUCGAUUGAUUACAAAGGUUUUUUGAAAUGUGCAUUGAAAAGGAACGAACAAAGGUUUUUUGAAAUGUGCAUGGAAAAGGAACGAAAAUGCAGAGGGUGCUCAGAGAGAGGCUGCUCGAGGGAAGCCCCUCUGGAUUUUCGUACCUUUUCAACGCACAUUGUAAAAAAACUUUGCAAAAAUUAUUAUGUUGACUGUUUUUAUUUACACGGCAUGUAAAAGUUGUAAAGGUGGAUAGGGAAAGCAGGGAAAACAAACUAACUGGUUUCCCGAGGGACCUUUCACUUCUGCAGGGACAAAGAAUAACGAGCGAAUCAAAACAAUGGCGGUAAUUUUAAGAUCACAAAUUUUUAACUUAAAAUUUUCAAAAACGCCGAAUGAAAACUGAUCUACAGAACAAUCCCUUGGGCCAGGAGUCCAUUUGAUGCGCUCCUGCUUGGGCUGAAUUCUGGAUUCCAAAGCCUAGGAUUUCAUAUUCUACAAGCAAACAUUUUCCGGAUUUCAGAUUCCAGAUUUUUACAUUGAGCGAGCGAGAUGUUAGCCUGUGUACAGCUGCCCCCUCCCCUUAGAAAAAAAACGGAGAUUUUCUGAGGGGAGGGGGUGGCUGUAGCAGGAAAUUUCCCAGACUUCCCGUUACACUCCACUAUCUGAAUGCGUGGAACGAACAACUGCGCGCAAGCUUCUUAUGUUUGACGGAAUAAAUAAAUAUAAUGGUAAUUGAACUGAGUGGAGUGCAAUUUGGUAUGAAAUCGGAUGCGCGUGAUUUGAAAACCAGUUCGAUUUGAAGUCACAAGCAUGAUUUUGGACUAAAAUUGCAUGACACGAAAUUCAGAAUUCAGUGAGUAACAAUAUUUUAUCGAUCAAGUAGCCGGUUUGUUGAAAAGCGAAAACAAAAGGGCUUUUACUUCUCAUUUUCCAUUCGACAUAGAGCAAGAACGGUGCGAUAUAAAACAGAAAUGAUGCGAUUUUGAACCUGAAUGACGAGAUUUCAGUAGAACAGAUGUGAUUUAGAGCAAAAAAUAGCGUGCUUCGUGAAUAAAUCACACUUCUGAUUGCCAAUCAGAUUGCAGGCAUCACCAGUGAUUUCAAAAUGUAUAUAAUAAAAAGAUUAUUUUCUCUUCACUUCACAGAGCAUCAUGAUGAAUCCAUUACCAGUCCCCUUUGCUAGAAGAGCUCUCAAGCGCGUGGAUGAGUCUGGACCUGGUGAACACGAGUUUACAGUAGUGACGUAUAACAUUCUUGCAGACCACUGGCUGCAGAGGAAAGUGAAAGAAGGCACAGCCUACAAUUACUGUCCUAACGAAUACAAGAUUAGCAAGCAGUGCAUGAAUGCUCCUCGUCAUACGCUUUUCAUGGAAGAGGUAGGCAAAAUUUAUCUGUAGACUUCGAUGUGGUUAAUUGCCCGGAUGGGAGAUAUGUCCAGAAAUUUCGCCAUUUUCGCCAAAAUUGCCACUCUCCAAGAGGCCACUUUUGGCGUCCAGUUUAAAUCGCCAGCCCUCUGGCGAUUUUUCGCCAUUUCCGCCAUUGCACGCAUUUUUGGCCAUAAGUGCCGGGUGGGUCGACUCCCAAAGGAAAGAGAGGCCGAAAAAUGUCAUAAAUUGUUAGCUAAAUAGGUUGUUCGUUUGUUGAUGAAACUGUUACAUACUGUAGUCCUUCCAUAUCUGUUUUGUAUCAUUCAAGCAUGCAUUGAGCGCUAACAAGGCCAAAAGCAGGAAUGCAUCGUACAAUGUACCAACCUCGUUCCCAGGGUCCUCUCCUACUUGCUCCGGGGACGGGCAGAUAAGGACCCUGGGAAUGGGAUUCAAGGUGCCAAAUUGGGUGGUUUGGUAUGAAAUGACUGUGCUGACUAACUAAUAGCCUAUAUUCUCCCCUAGAGUUUAAUGAGAGCUUUGAAUGUAGGCACAAAACUUAGAUUAAUACUCAGUGGAUACUUAGUUCUUGUUGUAUGUAGGAUCGCUUUUUUGUUGAGAUUCAUAAUAACGUGAUAAUUGCAAGGCUGGCACUACCGGAUUCAGGUCUGAAUAAGACCAGUUUACUAGUCGAAAUUUUUGGAGUGAUUUAAAGUGGCCUUUUUGUCUUAGUUCCCGCUUUACACUGACAAAUACUUUAUUUAAAAAGGUUUUAUAUAUCAUCGGUUCCCAGCGGUCGACUGAUCGCUAUAAGUAAAGCCAUGGGUUCGCACACGCCGUGGCAUCCUGCUAAACCUGGUUUAUUCUUUAGUUGCGGUGGCUUAACGGCGACAUCAUGUGCCUUCAAGAAGUCGACACACCCUACUUUGAGAGGAUCCUGGCAGAUGAAAUGUCCCUGAUGGGAUACCAGGGGAUGUUUGCGCCAAAGUGCAAGCCGGGUCAGCCUGAAGGUUUGGCCAUAUUUUACAAGCGGGACAAGUUCGUGCUGGAAGAAACAAAAACCGUGCAUCUAAACGAGCAGGUCCCGCCCUCACUUAAGCAAAGCGAUGCCGAAAUAGGGCUUCUUGCAGCCUUGAAGCACACAAUAAGCGAUAAUCUGCUAGUGAUUGGUGAGAAUACUUAUAGCUGGGUUGAACUGCGUUUCAUUACGUUCACGCUAGAGAACUGGAAUGAUUCCCCGAAUACGAGUUUGCGGUUCGCUUUUGUAAAACUCUCCGGAAUGACCGAAUGAAAAUGACAGGAAAACAUUUAAAAACAUCUGAAAGUUUACUGUUUAAGACCGGUAAAACCGUGGUCUCAGUUUGACUUCGUUUUAGUAACCGACUGAUGACCUGGAGUGUCCGCCUCUUCUGUGCUUUCACUGUAGUCGUUGCAUGACAUUCCUAGCGUAAACGUAGUCAUGACAGGUCUGGAGCCUUAUCUGUGUGUACAUGCCUCUUGUUUUCAAAACACCGCUGACCAUUGUUUCCAUUGGCAUGUAAAGGGCUCGGUAAGUGUCCGGUGAUCGACCAAAGGAUUAAAGUUUUCUCAGCGCGCAAAUGGGUUAUCCUUACCUCGUUUUUCAACACGGAAUAUUAAACAUCAUUGUAUUUAAGUCUGGAAGUACUGGAAUUGUCCGUAAAAUUCGACUCGGGUUUCCAUGGUAAAUCUUAUCACGCUAUGUUUUCACUUAAACAGUUUAGAUUGCGAUGAGUCUUUUUCUUCAGAUUUAAUGAGGGAAGUGCACGCGUGAGCGAGGGUAGCAGUCACGCGCGUGGUCAUUUGCGUGUCUCGCGCGUUUUGCUCUAGACGGACCAAGAAAAAGAGACUGAUCGUAGUCUAUAAAUAUUUAGGUAUACGAUUUCCUUUUUCCCGGUAGGAACGACGCACAUAAUCUGGGGAGAUUUGCAACAAACCGUCACUCAAGCUUGUCAAAUAACAUUCGUUACCAAUGCCCUGGCGGAGAUGGUUACGUCAUACGAGUCACGUGGUGAACGCGUGUCUCACAUUCUGUGUGGAGACUUCAAUAUUGAGCCUCAGUUCCCAUCGUAUCAGCUUAUCAAAGAGGGUGGACUCAGUGAAAAGGAAAUGCGUGCACUGAAAGGUGUGGACUACAUCAGAUGGGCUCCUAGCCCUACACCGCCUACACAGGUAUUGUAUUUAGUAUUUGUUUCUUGUUUAGCGUACCAGAGCCCGAAAAGGGGACAUUAAAAACCAUAGGAUGUUUUAUUAGUCAUGGCGUUCCUCGCUCUGCGCUUUUUCGAGUGUCCUGUGCUGAGAAGUCCCCCCACAGGAGAAGACUAUGCGCAGAGCUACAUAGCAGCUCUUGUAAGAUCUCAGUGAAGUGAUUAGCUCCAUUCUCUUGAAAAGAACAGACAACAGAGACAGAAGCAUCUACCGGUGAUAAGAUUGAUUGGCAGUCAUCACUCUCUUUACAAGGGGCACUUUUGGGACCGGCAAUAAAUGUCCGUCUUAGAGAAACUUCUGUCUUCUGGAGACUCAAAAAGGGCCUCACCAGAUCAGUCUACCCGUAUAACCGUAUAAGACAAUUUCACUGUUAAUCAGGACUAUUCAGCCAGAUAAAAAACAACAACAACAAAAAUGCGCUGGUUACGCGUGUAUGUAUGUUUGCGUAAAGCUUUUUUAAGUGCUAGUCCCAAGGUAGUUGACUGUACUAACUUUUUCACUCUUAAAAGUUGCAUCACACUGAACGGGAAUUGUAAACGCAUUUACAAACUCGAAUGGACUCGUGUGGGAAUAGUGUUUUGUUAGUCUUAUUGCUCAACCCUUUCUAUACCGGUCAAUAAAAGCUCACAAUUCGUUUGCAUUAAUUCUAAGCGCUAGGGAAUUUUUUGCUAUUACAAAUUUUUUACUGAUUUCUCUCUCUCUCUUUUUUCGCAGCUGCUUCCCGAUCAAAUGUCACUUUUAAACAAAACUAACCCGCAUCUUCAUCAUACUCUCAAAAACGUGCAAAGUACCUACAAGACAGUUCUGGUAAGGAUUCUGUAGCUUACUUACAGUCGCAUUAGUGUUGCUUUCAUGCGGUGCUUCUGUUUCGGCGACUGUUGUCUAAGAGGGUUUGGCCCUCAUAUAAAAAUAACGAGGAUCCUUAUACGAAAAUUAGAAAUAAGCUCCUAAAAGAGACGCAUCUCAGUCUGGUGGUCUGCAAGCAAUCUCUACAUCUGAUUUCGAGCGUCGAUAUCCUGUUCCAGGCGUUUAGAUUGUUGGGACGGUGCACAGAGAUGUGAGCAGAAAAAAACAGGGAGGGGCUGAGGUACGGGUGACCCUCCCCCUCUCUUCCUCCUUAUUUUUUCCGUUCUCUGAUUUGGUACCGCAAUCCACCACAUGACCGCCUGGAACAGGCUUGAGCUCAAAGCGAAACCAGUCGCGAAUGUACGAAGAGGGCACCUAACAGUUCUUCCUUAGCUUAGAGGGCGGACAGCCCAACUGGUAUUCUGGGAGUCAUUGGUUCGAGUCUGUGUCGUACUCAAGCGCACCGUGGAAGAUUUUUUGAGGCGCGCAAGGCACCUUAAUUGGUUCACCCUUCCCAUGACCCUUCGCAUUAGCCUGUAACCGUCCCAUUUUCCCUUGCGCCGUUUGGCGCCUGGUCAAAUUUCUUCGAAGAGUGAGUUGAUUUUCUUUGCCCUACCACUAUCAUUUAUUACUUACUAAUUUGUUCUUGUUUAUCAGGGUGCCGAGCCACCGCUGACAAAUCAUGAAGGACCAGGCUGCGUUUGGACUUUGGACUAUAUCUGGUUUGAUUCCGCCAAUCUUAAAGCCACAGCUGCCCUAGAGACGGUACACAGGGAAGCUAUAGAACCAUACGAGGGCAUGCCAAACCAGUUCUUUCCGUCCGAUCACCUGUCACUUAAAGGACAUUUUAAAUUUGCCGUGCCAUUGCAGACGCAUUUACAAAGCUGAUUUCAUGUACGUACGAUUUGACAUAUAAUGACUAGGAAAGUAUUAAUUAUGACAACACUUUUAUAAAAUAAAAGGACAAAAUUUCCUUCGAACCAGUGAUCCGGUGAAGUUAUUGACAGCUUGAUUUUCGGGUUUUUACUAUAUAUUGUCGUGUUAUAAAUGAUGAAACAAAUAAUGUUUUUAUUUAAACAGGGAAGGUUGUAAAAAUGUUCGCACCUAGAGUUCUCUUGUUCAGACCUC